This is a messenger RNA of Oryza brachyantha (malo sina), 2895 nucleotides long. Its product is annotated as disease resistance protein RGA5-like. Gene Ontology annotation, biological process: defense response to other organism. Lineage: Eukaryota; Viridiplantae; Streptophyta; Magnoliopsida; Poales; Poaceae. The transcript is spliced from 4 exons. The record is from RefSeq and is a predicted model, not a curated record. Gene Ontology annotation, molecular function: ADP binding. Bases 1 to 2895 code for a protein of 964 amino acids.
AUGGAAUUCGUGACGGGCGCAAUGGGCACACUUCUCCCCAAGCUAGGAAAGCUGCUCAAGGAAGAGUAUGAGUUACAAAAGAGUGCAAAAGAUGGGAUCAUUUUCCUCAAGACCGAGCUUGAGAGUAUGCAAGCUGCCCUUGAGAAGGUCUCAAAUGUGCCAUUAGACCAUCUUGAUGAGCAAACUAAGCUUUGGGCUAGAGAUGUUAGAGAGAUAUCCUACAACAUCGAGGAUGACAUAGACACUUAUAUGGUGCGAGUUGAUGGCCUUGAGUCCCGCAAAAAACACAAUUUCACAUGGUUAAUAGAUAGGUGCCACAAGUCAUUAUCCAAGGUUAAAAUCCGCCACAAAAUAGCUAAUGACAUCAAAGAUCACAAGAGCCAAAUUAUGGAGGUGAUGGAACGACGUAAUAGGUACAAGAUUGAUGAAGUUGGGGCUAGGCUUUCAACGGGUAUCGACCCUCGCAUCGGGACACUAUUUGAGAAGGCCGAAAAUCUCAUUGGCAUCAAUAAGGCAAGGGAUGAUUUAAUCCAUAAGUUGUCUGUCAGGAAUGUGGAAUGUACAAAGCUUAAGAUAGUCUCUAUUGUUGGAUUCGGGGGAUUAGGGAAGACAACUCUUGCCAAAGCAAUGUAUGAUGUUCUUCAAAAAGAGUUUGAAAUUUCAGGUUUUGUACCAGUUGGUCAGAACCCCAACAUUAAGCAAGUGUUCAAAAACAUCCUGGUUAAACUUAACAAACCAAAGUACAUAGGACUCAAUGCAGCAGCACAAAGCGAAUAUGAUCUGAUUGAUGAGCUUCGAGCAUGUCUUCAAAGUACAAGGUAUUUGAUUGUUAUUGAUGAUGUAUGGGAGACAUCAACAUGGAAAUAUAUUGAACAUGCUUUACUAGAUGAUAGUUGUGGAAGUAGAGUAAUUGUAACAACUCGUAUUUCUGAAGUUGCUAAAACAGUUGGUGAUGUCUACUUCAUGAAGCCACUUUCUGAUAGUAACUCAAAACAGUUAUUCUACAUUAGAAUCUUUGGUUCUAACUACAAAGGUCCAACUGAUGACGUAUUGGCUGAGGCAACCAAGAUCAUCUUAAAGAAAUGUGGUGGUAUACCAUUGGCUAUAAUUACAAUAGCCAGUUUGUUGGUUGAUAAACCAGUGGAGGAUUGGUUUGAUGUGUAUAACUCCAUUGGAUUUGGGCCUGAUGACCAAAAUAAAGUAGUUCAUAACACAAGAAAGAUAAUCUCAUUUAGUUACUAUGAUCUACCUUCUCGCCUUAAGACUUGUCUUCUGUACCUAAGCAUAUAUCCAGAAGAUCAUGCAAUCAAGAAGGAUACUUUGAUAUGGAAAUGGAUAGCUGAAGGCUUUGUUUAUGAGGAACCAGGAAAAACAUUAUUUGAGGUUGGAGAGAGAUACUACACGGAGCUUAUAAAUAAAAACAUGAUUCAGCCAAUGAACAAUGACUAUAUUUAUUACUACCAAGGUGGGGAUUACUGCCAUGUGCAUGACAUGGUGCUAGACCUCAUCCGCAUCUUGGCAAACGAAGAAAACUUUGUAAAAGUAUUGGAUAGAAUUCAUGGAGAGAGCAUUUCAUCUCUGGAUAGCAGAACUACCCGUAGGCUGGCACAACAUAAGAACUGGAACGAACAUAGCCUGGAGAUGGCUACGGGCAUGGAACACCUGAGAUCAUUCAAUGCCAUUGAGUGCCCUGUUAGCAUGAUUCCCCUGCUUGCAACCUUCGAGGUUCUACGUGUGCUAGCACUUGAAGACUGUGAUGUCACCGGAGGUUGUGACCUCAAGCAUAUCGGGAACCUACAUCAGUUGAGGUAUCUCGGACUGAAAAAUACAUGUGUUGCCAAGCUCCCAGAGGAAAUAGGGAAUCUUGCAGAGCUGCAGUCACUGGACAUCUCUCGCACUGACCUUGUGGCACUACCGGCAACCAUCGUCAAGCUAAGCAAGCUAAUGCGGCUAUGCGUUGAUGUAAUACCAAGCAUUUUGCCUGGGAUCGGGAACCUGACAUCCCUGCAAGAGCUGCGGCUGGGCGUUGUAUCAGAUGACACCUGGCCAAACUUUGCUGUGGAGUUGCGCAAACUUGUGCAGUUGAGGAUACUCAAUGCUUUCUUCCAUUUCCAGAAUACAAAUGAGUGUUUUGUGGAUGUUCUGGUGGAGUCAUUGAACAGCCUACGUCGAAUCCAGCGCCUGGAAAUCGCAGGCUCUCUGAGGAUUGUGACAUGUCGCUGGGAUGGUUGGGAGCCUCCACGGAAGCUCGAACGGUUCUAUUUGGGGAGCGACUUUCUCCUACCCCUGCUUCCAACGUGGAUGAACUCCAUGCUUGUCCCACACCUCACCUCUCUGGACCUUAAACUGCUGGACAUGGAGAACAAGGAUCUGGAUAUCCUUGCGAGGUUGCCGGCACUCCACAUCCUAAACCUACAAAUCGAGGGGAAAAAAUUGUCCUGCACCGUCGCUGGAGACGGACUCUUCCCCAAACUGAAACUGUGCCGUACAAACAUAGCACUCACAUUUCUACCGGGAGCGAUGCCAAUGCUGAAAGAUUUUAUAUUUCAUGUCACGGUAUCAUGGUAUGAUGCCACCAAUGACAUUGGGUUGGGGAACCUCCCUUCACUCAAUCUCGCUUGGUUUGAACUUCACUGCGAGGAUGCCACACCCAGACAGGUGAUCAAAGUGGAGCGUGCUUGUAGGCGCGCUGUCGACGCCCACCCCAACCAUCCAUCCAUUAAAUGUUUUCGAUAUGGAGAGGAUAAGAUGGCAGAAGACUACUACUUUCCUCGAGUACAAAUUUUCGCUCCCAAGAUGAAACAAGACAAACAUCACGGUGAGGAUGAGGAGAUUUCAGAUACGAACCAAGAGCUGGACAAUGAUGAAACCAAGCAGGAAGAGUUUUUGCACUAA